This is a messenger RNA of Emiliania huxleyi CCMP1516, 740 nucleotides long. RefSeq lists its product as hypothetical. Lineage: Eukaryota; Haptophyta; Isochrysidales; Noelaerhabdaceae. The record is from RefSeq and is a predicted model, not a curated record. The annotation marks the transcript as partial. The transcript has 6 exons.
CGGGACCUACUCGCCAUGCCGCCGGUCGCGGCGGGUGAUGCGGCCAAGUGGGCGUUGCUGCUCAGGCAGCUGGGCACGACCUCGUCGAUGGAGGAGGCCGUGGUUUUUGCGGUGGAAAAUCCAGGCAAGGCUGACGAGUUUGUCGCGGCAGCCGUGAGCUGGAUGCGGGUUAACGCUGGGCUCCGGAUGCGGAUUCUGAUGGCUAUCGACCAGAUCUGCGCACGGGCGUCUGCGGCUCCAUCUGCCGAAGCGAGCGGCUCGCGCCCUGCCUUUGUCAACGCCGUCCGAGCGUACAUGACGCUGAUGUUCAAGGCACUGCUCUUGCGCGACGGGCCGACGCAGCCGCCCGCGGACAUGACCGUCCGGGAGGGGCAGGAGGGGCAGGAGCAGGCCGGGCUGCCCCCACGGCGCAGUCCGGCGGCGGAGCGAGAGCGGCGCGGCAGCGGCGAGUCCGCCCCCCGCCGACCCGGCCGCGACGGCAGCCGCGGACGGUCCGAGUGGGACAGUUACCGCGACCGCGACCGGGGCCGGUACAGCGAAGGACACCGAGCCCGAGACCGAGACCGGCGGCGGCGCUCUUCGUCGCGAUCCCGAGAGAGCUACGAGCGGCGCAGGUGGGGCGGGCGCGAGUGGCGCGACCGCAGUUGGCGGAGCCGCAGCCGCGGCGACCGCGGCGACCGCGACCGCGACAGGGGACGCGACUACCGGCACCGAGACUUCCGUUCACGGUCGAGGAGCAG